Molecule: messenger RNA, 1039 nt
Organism: Toxotes jaculatrix (banded archerfish)
Lineage: Eukaryota; Metazoa; Chordata; Actinopteri; Toxotidae
Gene: trmt10b
Product: tRNA methyltransferase 10B
Exons: 9
Coding region: 47-1039 (330 amino acids)
Biological process (GO): tRNA N1-guanine methylation
Cellular component (GO): nucleoplasm; nucleus
Molecular function (GO): tRNA binding
Source: RefSeq, a predicted model, not a curated record
CUCACAUGUUUACAACCUGAGAGCGACUCUUCUCCCUUCUUAAGUGAUGCAGCAGACUGAAAUGGCACACGUUCCCUCUGCAGUGCGUGACAUGCAGCUGAAUGGAGUCUCAGAGGAGAUGGAUCUGCUUCAUAUAGAUGUGGAGACUGAUGUGGUGGAAGACAAGCCUGGGAGAGAGGAUGCACAGUGUUCAAGGAAUGUGUUGAGGAAGCAGCGAAACUGGGAGAGGCACAUUGCUGCAAAGAAAAGCAAAAGGAAAGAAGAGAAGCAGAGGAGGAAGUUCAACCGUGAGCGGGAGUUAGGUGCCAGUGCUGAUGCUCCUCAGUUUACCAAACGGGUCAUGAAGGCAAUCACCAAAGAGCGUUUAGCUGAGGCCAUGGUCACAGGGCUCAAACUCUGUGUUGAUCUGAGUAUGACUGACUGCAUGUCUGACAAAGAGAUAAGCCGGCUGGCUGGCCAGUUAAGAAGACUGUAUGGGUCAAACAAGAAGGCAGCUCAACCAUUCCACCUGUUCCUGACAGACCUGAGAGAGGACAGCCAUCUCUACAGAGAGUGCAUACGAAUGAAUGACGGCUUCCUUAACUACAUGAUGGACAUAACAGAGGAAAGCUGUCUGGAUCUUUUUCCUACAGAAACUGUUGUCUACCUCUCUCCAGAUGCUGAAGAAGCUUUGGAAACAAUAGAUGCCGACAAGGUGUACAUCCUUGGUGGACUUGUGGAUGAAAGCAUCCAGAAGAAGCUGAGCUUCUCGCGCGCCACAGAACUGAGCGUCCACACGGCGAGACUUCCCAUAGACGAAUACAUGGUGAAGAAAGACAACGCCAAGAAUUUCCACUCAAAGAUCCUGGCAGUUAAUCAAGUGUUUGACAUCUUGUUGGCCUUCUGUGACACGGGCAGCUGGACAGAAGCCCUGAAAGCCUGGUUCCCCCAGGGGAAGGGUUAUGUCAUUGCACCAGAUGAUUCCUCACCACUUCCUGUAACACAGACGUUUGAUCAAUGUUUCAUGCUUGAAACAGAAGCUCAUGUUAAUGGACAAUAA